This is a messenger RNA of Mercenaria mercenaria, 1222 nucleotides long. RefSeq names its product glyoxylate reductase/hydroxypyruvate reductase-like. Gene Ontology annotation, molecular function: hydroxypyruvate reductase (NADH) activity; hydroxypyruvate reductase [NAD(P)H] activity; NAD binding. Bases 233 to 1204 code for a protein of 323 amino acids. The transcript is spliced from 3 exons. The record is from RefSeq and is a predicted model, not a curated record. Lineage: Eukaryota; Metazoa; Mollusca; Bivalvia; Venerida; Veneridae. Gene Ontology annotation, cellular component: cytosol.
AAAGAAGUUUGCAGCAGAUCGUUUCCAGACAUCGUAUUUAUAUAAGGAGUGCCUAGAACUCUGGCUUUAGUACGUCUUAGAAAUUCGUGCAGCAUGUUUCAUCACACCAAAUAAAACAGGUUUCUGAUACAGUAUUGAACUUAGUAUCUCCGAUAAACGCUGUAUUUAAUAUUUAAAGGAAAAUAUAGUUAGCGUUCGUGCUACUGUACACACACCAUUGUUCAAAUUUACCAUGGGUAUUCAAAGAAAAGUUUUCGUCACACGGAAAGUUCCGCAAGCCGGAGUCGAACUUUUGGAAGAGGCUGGAUGUAAUGUGGAAUUCUGGGACAGCGAUGAAGCGAUUCCAAAGGAGGAGCUUAUACGGGGGAUAUCCGGUGCCCACGCUCUGUUCUGUAUGUUGACGGAUACGAUUGAUGGCGAGGUGCUGGAUGCUGCUGGACCAAAUUUACAGGUUGUAGCCACAAUGUCUGUUGGAUAUGAACACAUUGAUCUAGAAGCAUGCCGUGAACGAGAUAUUCGUGUUUGUAACACACCUAACGUGUCCACAGACAGUGUGGCUGAGUUAACAGUGGCAUUGCUGUUGCUCACUGCUCGGCGAUUGCUAGAAGGGGUCCAUGCUGUUAAAGAUGGCCAAUGGGGGAAGUGGAAGCCUAUGUGGUUGUGUGGUAUGGAGCUGGCACAGAAAACAGUUGGGAUACUUGGACUCGGGCGGAUUGGGUUUGGCGUUGCUAGGCGACUGAAGCCAUUCGGAGUCAAAACAAUUUUGUACCACGACGUUUGCAGAGUAGGUUACGCAGACGACUUCGGGGCCAGUUUCGUAGAAUUUGAUAAGCUCUUGAUUGAAUCAGAUGUUAUUUGUAUUUGCUGUAAUCUUACGCCACAAACAAAGCACAAAUUCAACAAAUCUGCUUUCAAAAAGAUGAAAAGGCACGCCAUAUUGGUGAAUAGCGGAAGAGGCGGAGUGAUACAACACGAUGAUCUACUCGAGGCAUUGAUUUCUGGUGAAAUUGCUGCGGCGGGACUGGACGUUACUGAACCAGAACCACUUCCGGCGGAUCACCCGCUUGUUUGUCAACCGAACUGUAUUGUUCUUCCGCACAUGGGAAGUAACACUUGGGACUCUAGAAACAGUAUGUCGGAAACAACAGCAAAGAACAUUUUAGCAGUACUUGAUAAUCAAAAUGCAGUGGGUUUGGUGCAGUAGAAUGAGUGCUGAAACUUC